AUCUUAUAACAAGUUAACAACAACGAAUAGAGAAAACGAAAAACAAAGAAGAAAAAAGAAACUUAGAGAAGGUUUCUAACCCUAACCCUGCAAUUCGUUGAAAGCUGCACACACACAUACAAUUAACAAUUUGCGCUAACCCUGAAUUACCAGGGAAAUUGCUUCUCUCUCUAUAUUCAUAUUCAUCCAUUCGAGUUUUCUAUCUGAAAACUUCAAUUUUCGAAUUUCGUAUUUUUAGCAUCAAUUCAAGUCACUUUUCUCAAUUCGAGGAGCAUAUAAGAAGAGUGCGAGGAAAUAAUUUGAAAGUUUUUUCCUACAAGAUCGUAUAGUUCGAUCUCCUAAUAUUUGAAGGUUGUGUCAGAUUUGUUGAGGGUAAUACUUUCGUUUGGUACGCUUAUCAUCAUGCUAAAAGCUCGUUAUGGAAAAAAGUGAACCGAAUUUAGUUCCAGAAUGGCUGAGAAGUAGUAGUGGAUGUGGCGUCGGGGGUGGCAGUUCAGGCCACCAUUUUGCAUCACAGCAAGGAGAUGGUCCUCUAUUGGCACUACCAAACAGAAGUCGACCUUCUAAGAGCAUCAAUAAUUCCGACUCGCCACUUUCUUCACUCGUAGAACAGAGCAGUUCAUCCAAUUCUAGGAGAAGUUUAAGUAGUUUUGGUUUUACUAAGAAUGAUAAGAACUAUGGACGAUCCUAUAGCAGUUUUACUAGAAGUCACCGUGAUAAGGAUAGAGAAAGGUUAACAAUUGCUGAUAAUUGGGACCCAGAUUAUUCUGGGUCCCUGAGGGGCAUUAUGACUAGAAGGGUUGAGGAUUCUACGGGACAUUCAAAAUCCAUGAUAUCACGGAAACAAGGUGAGGCUGUGCAGCGAAGGGUUUCUAGUGAUUUCAGGAAUGUUAGCCAUAACCAUCAUGACAAUGGAAAUGGUAUUCUUUCUGUUGGUAGCAAUGUUACUGGCGUUCAGAAGCUUUCAUUUGAAAAGAAUUUUCCAGUACUUGGAUCGGAUGAGAGGCCUAAAACUCCAGAUGUAGUCAGAGUGUCAUCUCCUGACUUGUGUAGGGCUGUUCAGAGCCUGUCCAUGGGUAACCCACCAUUGGUUUGCAGUGAAGGUUGGACUUCAGCUCUUGUGGAAGUUCCAACAGGUGCAGGAAGCAACAACAACGGAUCUUCACCUGUUCUGCAACCUUCUGCAGCUGCUGCUUCUGGCUUCAAUUCAGCAACAGGUGUUGGAAGCACACCAUCCGGUCUUAAUAUGGCAGAAGCUUUGGCACAGGCACCACCACAAUCUUUUACUGUUCCACAGCCAUCUGCCCAAACUCAGAGGGAUGAGUUGGCUAUCACACAGUCCAGGAGGUUAAUCCCUAUGACACCUAAAACUUCGGGUCCUAAUUCUUCUGAUAAAUUGAAGCCCAAGACACCGGUGAGAUCUUGUGAAGCUGCUGGAGUUUCCCUGAAGAAUGGGGUACACCAUCUAUCACAGCUGCAACUUGGCAGCCAUACUGCCCGUGGCACGAGUGCUAAAGUGGAAAGCCCAAAUUCGCCGUCUGGAAAACUGCUGCUGCUUAAACCUGGACGUGAGGGUGGUGCUUCCUCUGUUUCGAAGGAUACUCAGAGUCCAUCUAUUAAUGUCAAUAGUAGGGUUAAUGGUCAGUCUGCUGGUUUUGCUUCAGUUACUUCGCUUCCCUUGAAGAAUUCACACAACCCGAAUGUUACCUCUGCUGAGAGGAAACAUUCUGCCUCUGGUUCAAAUUCUGGAAAUGUCGAUAAGCGGGCAUCCCGGAGUGAUUUCUUUAAACUAGUGAGAGAGAAGUCUAUGAACAACACAUCUGGCACCGCUGAUCCCGAGUCUGCUGUUUCAUCUGAUACUGUGGACAGUUCAGUCCAAGAGUUGAAGGAACUUUCCAGUGUUUCGUUGACUACUGUUGGAACUGGAAGUGAGUGUAAUGGGGAAACCUAUAGAAAAGCUGACAGUCUGUAUGUCUCCAGGGAGAUUGAAUUCCAAGCUAUCUAUCCAGAUGAGGAAGAGAGAGCCUUUUUACUUUCUCUCGGCUGGGAUGAUAAUGCUGGUGAUGAUGAGGGUCUUACAGAAGAGGAGAUACAUGCUUUCUGUCAGGAGGUCAUGAAUCGGAGACCAACUCCUAGAGUGUGUCGUCUUUUGCAGGCGAAAAUAAGUUCACAUUCUGCACAUUAUCCUGCAUAUUCUGGAACAGCUUCAACUGAACCUAGUGCUUCCGCUUCCCAGACUGAAGCUUGAAUUUUUUUUCUUUGACUGAACCUGAGAAAGCAGAGUGUUUCAAAGGAGAUAUAUAUAACAUUCCCUCCAUUCUGUUUGGCAACAAGCUAAUUGCUGAGUUUGGAUAUACAAGCAGCAGGCAGCGGUUGGUUUGGAGUAUUUGACAAAGGUGGUUUGCCAGUUACUGCAAUAAGUAUCCAAUGCUGAGUACUGCUGAUCUGAUGUCAAUAACUAUAUUAGUUUUGAUGCUGGAGAAAGGUAGAGUAGAGGCAGUUAUGGUCCGCAGAGGUAGAGUCCUCGGUAAAUAGGCUCUUUUAGGGAUCCCUUUUUGGUUUCAUAUAGUUUUUGAUUUCCCAAAUAUUUUUGGUUUUCUGAUCUUCUAUGGGAAUAUUUGAAGUGAAAAGCUAUAAUGUCUCGAUCAAAGUUUUCACAAAAGAGAAAUACCAAAGGUAUUAAUUCUUGCU
Messenger RNA from Beta vulgaris subsp. vulgaris (sugar beet), 2691 nucleotides. RefSeq lists its product as hypothetical. The transcript is spliced from 6 exons. The coding region runs from base 419 to 2248 and encodes 609 amino acids. The record is from RefSeq and is a predicted model, not a curated record. NCBI's taxonomy places the organism in Eukaryota, Viridiplantae, Streptophyta, Magnoliopsida, Caryophyllales, Amaranthaceae.